Messenger RNA from Symbiodinium necroappetens, 363 nucleotides. The record is from the annotation of a GenBank genome assembly. NCBI's taxonomy places the organism in Eukaryota, Dinophyceae, Suessiales, Symbiodiniaceae.
GUGUUUCUGGAAUUGGCCAACUAUGGGGAGAUUGAGGACUUGGUGGUGGUAGAUAAUCUAUGCGACCACAUGAUCGGCAACGUCUAUGUGAAGUACUACCACGAAGAGGAUGCCGAAAGAGCGUUGAUGAAGCUGACGGGUCGUUUCUACAGCGGCAAGCUCAUCCAGGCCGAGUACACGACGGUCUCCGAUUUCCGCGAGGCGCGCUGCCGAGCGUUCCACGAGACGCGCUGCAACCGUGGAGCUUAUUGCAACUUCAUGCACAUCAAGCACAUUCCGCGAGCAAUCAAGCGGCGCGUGGUGCGAGAGAUGUACGACGACCAUCCCGAGUACCUGGGCCAGACGGCCAAGAAGUCGAAAAAG